UCUGUGUCUCUCCUCCCUGGUCGUCCUCUGCAGGCCUGCUCCUCUCUGCUGCAGAGAGGGGCUGCGUGACGUCAGUGAAGGCUGGAGCGGUUCCUUGGUUUGGAGCGGAAAAAAAAAUGGGGAGAAGAUUGCGAGGACCUCAGGCAGGGGAGCCAUGAAAGAUGAAGUGAAACGACCAGUUAAAUGUUGCCACUAUGUGUGGUCAUGUGACUGAGCUGAGGCUCCUCCGUUGCACAUGGGAUCGCUCUUCCUUUCCAUAGCUGUCCUUUUUUCACAAUGAGAGGAUCUGUCAGGUGCUUGACCUCUGUGCCCUCAUACUGGCGCUGCCGUUGUGCUGUGUGAGCGCCCCCUCUCCUCCAGCAGUUACUGCACGGAAUGGCCUCUCUGGACCUGCCAUACCGCUGUCCUCGCUGCGGGGAGCACAAGCGCUUCCGAAGCCUGUCGUCCUUACGUGCCCACCUGGAGUACAACCACACGUACGAGACCCUCUACGUCCUCUCCAAGUCCAACAGUGUAUGUGACGCUGCCGCUCUGCUGCCCCUAGUGGCUGAGGGAGCCCUCCUCACACCUGCCAACAACAACGACCCUUUUGAGCCGCUGCGGCCUUCAGCUUUGAAGGAGCGGCGCUUCCCUUGCCGUGAACUUCCUUGCGCGGACGACCUGAGUUUGACCCCGGCCAACUCCAACUCUGCAGCUCGGUAUAUUCCCAAUGUGGAGUUUCCCCUGGGGGAGAUUUUCAUGAAGAAAGCCAUGACAUCCACAGACCCGGGUCCCCAUGGAAACCCCAGCACAGCUGUAGCAGUAGCUGCUAAUGUAGCGGCAAGUGCAGUGGAGGCGGCCUACGAGGAAGGCCUGGCCAGGCUGAAGGCGCGGGCGUUUGAACGGCUGGAGCUGGAUGAGAGGCUGGAGAAGCUGUCUGAAGAGGUGGAGCAGAAAAUAGCAGCCCGUGUAGGCCGACUUCAGGCAGAGCUGGAGAGGAAGAGCUCCGAGCUGGAGCGAGCCAAGCAAGAGAGCGAGCGGCUGAGCCAGGAGAAACAAGACCUGGAGGACAAGGCCUCCGAGCUCUCUCGGCAGGUGGACGUCUCUGUGGAGAUGCUGGCUAACCUCAAACAGGAUCUGGUGAACAAGGAGGCGGAGCUCAAUCACAAACAGCAGGAGGUCGCUCAGAUCGACCAGUUCCUUCAGGAGACAGCGGCGCGGGAAGCCAAUGCCAAGGUUCGUCUGCAGCAGUUCAUAGAGGAGCUGCUGGACCGAGCCGACCGUGCAGAAAAACAGCUACAGAUCAUCAGCAGCUGCGGCACCACGCCAAACGGCAGCCUGGGGCGCUGUAGCCUCCAGGCCUCAAAGGGCAAUGGACGCCAGAGAAACUCCAGCCUCUCUGGGAGCACAAGAGGCAUGUACCAGGUGUCAGACCGACGCUCCUCCCCCAGCACAGGAGCAUCAGGGCGGAUCAAGUCCGUCUCACAGGGAUCUGGAGGUUAUGACAGUGACAGCGUCGAGAUGCAUCCCAUGGAGGACUGUCCCGAGGCUCAGUACUAUCACAUGCAGUGCCGGCUGGGUGAGGGGGGUUACGAGCGCUCUCCUGGAUGUGGCGGCGGUGGCUCGAGAAACUGGGGUCUCCGUAAACAGGCUAUCCAAAACUGGCAGCGACGACCUUACAGGAACAGCACUGAGGGCGAGGAGGGAGACGUGUCGGACGUGGGCUCCCGGACCACCGAGUCUGAAGUGGAGAUGUGGGAACAAGAGAGGAGAGCUGUGGCUGAAGUCCAGCAGUCUGCUGCGCCCUAUCCUCACCACGGCAGGGCAGGUUACCGCCCUAACACAGGCCGGUCGGAAGGGGUCUACAGCAAACCAUGCCGUCAUGAAAAGAGCCCGUCCAAAUCCAACGAGGUGAUCAGUCCGGAGAUCCUGAAGAUGCGCGCGGCUCUCUUCUGUAUCUUCACCUACCUGGACACUAAAACCCUGCUGCGAGCCGCUGAGGUGUGCCGGGACUGGAAGUUUGUGGCUCGUCACCCAGCUGUGUGGACCAGAGUGCUCCUGGAGAACGCUCGCAUCUCUUCCAAGUUCCUGAGCACGUUGUCUCAGUGGUGCACUCAGACCCACUCCCUCAUCCUGCAAAACCUCAAACCCCGACAGCGAGGCAAGAAAGAAACCAAGGAGGACUACCUUAAAAGCACACGUGGCUGUCUGGAAGAGGGUCUGGAGGCGUUGUUGAAGGCCACAGGAAGCAACCUGCUGAUACUGAAGAUUUCACACUGCCCCAACCUGCUGACUGAUCGCUCCCUCUGGCUGGCUAGCUGCUACUGCCGAGCUCUGCAGGCUGUAACCUACAGGAGCGCCACAGACCCGGUUGGCCAAGAGGUGAUCUGGGCCCUCGGAGCAGGUUGUAGAGACAUCAUCUCCCUACAAGUGGCGCCACUACACCCAUGCCAACAACCUGCUCGUUUCAGUAACCGAUGUCUGCAGACUAUUGGAAGAUGUUGGCCACACCUCCGGGCUCUCGGAGUGGGAGGGGCCGGAUGUGGCAUUCAGGGUUUGGCCUCACUGGCGAGGAACUGCAUGCGUCUGCAGGUGCUGGAGUUGGACCACGUGAGUGAAAUCAACCAGGAGGUGGCAGCAGAGGUUUGCAGAGAGGGUCUGAAGGGUCUGGAGAUGCUGGUUCUCACUUCCACACCAGUCACCCCGAAAGCCCUGCUCCACUUCAACAGUGUUUGCCGCAACCUGAAGUCCAUCGUGGUUCAGAUUGGUAUAGAAGACUACUUUGAGGACCCCAACAGUCCUGAAGCCAGAAAACUGUUUGAUGAGAUGGUUAACAAGCUGCAGGCUCUGAAGAAGAGACCUGGCUUCUCCAAAAUCCUCCAUGUGAAAGCAGACAGUCUCUGCUAACAUCUUUUGUGCAGAUUCUUCAAGUCUUGGAGAGGUGCCAUCUUGGCUCCAGUCAAUCAAAAAGACCCAGCUGUUUUGAGCCCACUCUUUGGGGUUGAAUGCGUCUGCAGCACCGACAGAAAAAACUGAAGUUUGCCACAAUGAACCAGGACUGAGGCUCAAUACUGCAUACUCCACAAGUACAAACAGAAAAACUCAUUUACUAUUCCAGUGGGGGAAUGCCAGUAAGGAGGCUUAUUUGGACUAACAGUGGCACUAUAUAUGAGAUUAAGGGCCUGUUUUAAACUUUACAGACUCAAAUAACCCAACAAAAUGUAAGAUCCUUCUUUCUCAGUCGUGUUUUGCUUUCCCCAUAAUAUCGUCGCACAGAACCUGACCCCUUUCUUGAAACGCCUGGGGCCAGGUGACAGCGCUGUAUUUAACUGUCUGCAUCUACAUAAUGCUUGAUGUAAAAAACGUGAAACUACCUUCAGCCUGGGGGCAGGAGCACAUUAUACAGCAUACAUACUUCUCACAGAGAAGAACAUUGAAUGGUGGCAGGUUUAAGAAAAUGUAGAAAAAUGAAUUCCCUCAAGAGAUCUUGACUUUUCUUCAGGGGUAAGAGUCUUGAAACAGGAGCUUUAUGUUUGCGUGUGCGCGGAUGAGUGAAUGCAUAAAUAGACUAGCCGAGAAGAGAAUAAAAGGUUUUCAUCCAGCCUGCCCUGCACUACUGUAUGUUGAAACCGGACAAUGGACAACGUUCAGCACUUACUGCUUCCACCUAUAACAGAAACAUGCUGCACCAGCUCCACGCGCGGCGGAGGACAGCCUCCCUGUGACACACAGACCUUGACAGUCUUCUAGCCACUGCAUGGCAACGAUGCAUUUUGCCUCUUUUACCAUCUUCUGCUUCCUCGUGUGAACAGGAUCAUGUCACAAACCUGGACUCAGUGUUUUUUUCAUCAUUGUAGAAUAGAUCUGUUUUCUGAGAGAACAGGACGCACAAUAUGAUGAUGCUCUUCAAUAAGUGUGGAAGAUGAUCCAUAAUGCAUUUCUCUCAAAAACUGGUGCCAUUUGGAACGGUGUCUGUCCUCAACACAGUGAGCGUUUUCUCCAAUGUGCCAUUAAUGAGGGUAGAGGGACCAGCUAGGGCAGAUGUUGUAAGGAAGAUGAGUGCAAGCAGCUCUAAUUACGCAUAAGGGUGUUGUGUUUCGUGUGGAACGCGGUCUCCAGGUGUAAUCCGUUAUUAUAAUGUUUAUAUAUCAUGAACGUUUCAUACUUUACCAUACUAAACAGUGCCAUUCCUAGUCACAGGGCUUGUUGUGGCGGAGCCCUUGUACAAUCCUUAUUUAUAAUCAUCAGCUGAUAUCCUCUGGCUCCCUCUGCUGGUGUUUUCAGGCAGUUACACAGCCGACAGCCAGCUGGUGUGAUGUUACACUUGUACCCUUUGCAGCAUGGAACAACUUUGCUAUUUUGGAGAUCUCAGAACCAAGAGAUCAAGUCUCCAGUGUCACCUUGAUAAUUGGCACAAUUCUAGGUUACAGUUCAGUUUAGUGUACGACGCAGAAAUUCUCAAGAAGUAUGAGUAGCAAUACUUACAGUGGUGACACUGAGUGUACACUCCUAAAAGAUCAUUUAAAAGGGAGCCCUGCCAAUUUUACACACCAUAAUCAUUUUUAAAAGUGGUGAGGGGGACCACUCAGCCUGCCAAAAAGGUCUUCUGUAGCUCAGGAGCUUUGUCAAGUCUGAGAAAAUUAUCCUGAUGAUUUAAUCAGGGCUGUCUAAGCUUGGAGAUUCUAAAUUUAAAACCUACACUACAAAGGCAGGGAGGGUCAAAUAAAAAAAAAAAAAGUUUAAAAGGAGGGAUAGGAUCGAGUGUCUUCUGAGGUUGAACCAUACUAUGGACCAAAAGUCAGGAUAUGUCUUCUACUGCUGCAUUGGUUUUUUAAAUCUAUCUCUCUAGCAAGUCCCCCAACUUUACGAAAGUGCAAUACUAAAUCGCUGGAGUGCUCCUUUAAACAGCGCUCCUAUCAGACGCUUACAAUCACUUUGAUUUUACGAAAUCGUGCACACAGUUUUGAAACAGGUUUGAAAAUGAUACACACAUCAGGGACAAUGUCACGUCUCUUACAUUGCGACACGUGAGGUUGCGUAACAAGUUGUUCAUUCAACCUUGCACACCUCAUUUGUCUAUACAGCAGAUCUGAACGUUCAUGGGCAGAGUGUGCAACAGAAGAUGCUGAGCAGGGGACUCGCUGAUGAGGAGAGCUGUCAGCUGCUGUUUUUGGUCUCUGCUUCAUAGUCAAUAAUGUUUAUGAGGACUUGUGUAGCUGCGUAGUGUACUAAUGAUGUUCCAGGUUAAUAUGUAAGAACAGUUGUGGAUGUCCAUUUCUUCAUGUUCUUCCAGUACUGCAUAUUAUUAUCCUACACUGGCUCUGAUUAUCUGCUUGGUUUCACUGAGGGGAAAAGGUUUGUGGGGGAAGGUGUAAAAACGUUUCAGACACAAUAGAGAAAACACAAAAAGCACUUGUUGAUUUUGAGUUUUAGACAAUCCUGCCUUCGCUAUCAGCUACUCUGUAUAUAACGUUUGUAAAAAACAAAAAAAACAUGAACAAAAACAAGAAAAAAAAAAGGACCAACAUUUGAUGUUCUAUAAUAUUAAGGUCAUAAAUAUGAGUGGAACAAGUUGAAGUUUACAGGUCUUCAUUCUGUAAGCAUUUUCUCUCCAAAGUUGAAUGAAAGAUAAACAUAGAGAAUUAUAUUAUGUAUAACAGUAGUGUUGAAAUUGCAGUUGUGUAUUAGAUACUUUAUAUUAAAUGUGCAUCAGAGUCAUAUAGAGAUGGAAAUUAUUUAAGAAGAGGAUAAAGAUGAUAAUUCAGCUAUUUAUUUCUAUAAAAAAAAGAGCGAUGUGUAUAAUGUUGGCAUGUUUGUGUUCAAGCAUCAAUCAUUAAGUUGCCUUCUUAACUGUUCUGCUACUGUGGCAAGAAAAAUUAUUAGAUGUUUAAAGAGCUUUGAUUGCCUGCAGGUUAAUAACGUUUCUCUUUAUUUGAUCCAGUCUGUUGUUGCACUAGUGAGAAAAAAAAAUAUUUCAGAUGUUUAUUAUAAGAGUGUUGUUUUUAAUGUUCCGCUAUUUCUCAGUAUUUGACAAAAUAUGAUGCACUUUUUUUCCUGAACACUUUUAUCGGCCCGUUGGUCAUCGGUUUAGUCAGAAAGGAAACUGCUGUCUGUCAGCGGGACGCCUGGUGGCGUCUUCUGGUGUAGUGCGAAAAAACAAACUGUUCACUUGCACGUUGGCUUUCGUGGGAGGAAGGUUUUGGAAACACAGCGAUAACAUAUGAACUUCUAUAAGUGAAGAGACAUACAGUUAGCCUCUUUUCUCUUACACCAUCUCUCAUGUCUCAUUGGUUGGGAAGUUACAAAGAUGGAAACUGAUUCAACUACAUGCAAGUGCUUUUUAGGUUCAUAGCCAAUAUGACCUUAUUCUCACCUUUGUAUUUGUUACUGUCUUUGUUUUGUUUUUGCAUUAUUUUGCUGUAGAUUCCAUGCUCAUACCAACAGUACGUUUGCUCUCUUGUGAAAAUGGACCUGCUGAACACGUUACAGAGCCCGUGUGCUCUGAAACUGCAGACUAGAGGUGCCAAGUACGCCUGAAUAUUUGUUUUGGCUUGCCAUUCUCUGCCUCUCCAAAUGACAACGUGACUCAUUUCUAAUUUAUUUUAUUGAUUCAGAGUCUGAAGCAUCACCUGUGAACCAAGGUGCUUCCUCAUUCACAUGUAUAUUUCAUGAUUUAAUUUUUUAAAUCAAGUUUUAGUCCUCCUUUGUUGCAGUGACGCCAAUUCAUCAUACUGUGCAAUUGAAAGACAGUGUCUGAGUGAUCAUGUACCUCUCUGUACAUAUUUUAUGUAUGAAUGAUUGUACUCAUGCCCAUUCAUCUGAAUAGUAUUUUACACAUUACCUCAACACUUAUCUGGGCAAUUAAGUGUGCAGUUUGUCUUUGUAAUUUUUCAUUUUUGACUACCAUCGACAAAUAUGCCAAUUGAUCUGUGAACUUCAUCCUUGUUACUACGACAAAAUGGAUUUUGUUGCUGAAAAAAAAAACUCUCCCAAAAGAUGAUCAGCCUUCUACGAUGACUGCAAUAGAUGGAAAUGUUUUACAACUCAUUUUCACUCAUUUGUUGUCAUAAAUAAAAUUGCUUUAAAUUGUA
Messenger RNA from Seriola aureovittata, 7070 nucleotides. RefSeq names its product F-box protein 41 (gene fbxo41). The record is from RefSeq and is a predicted model, not a curated record. The coding region runs from base 376 to 2886 and encodes 836 amino acids. Gene Ontology annotation, molecular function: protein binding. NCBI's taxonomy places the organism in Eukaryota, Metazoa, Chordata, Actinopteri, Carangiformes, Carangidae. The transcript has 14 exons.